Pomacea canaliculata is the source of this 1369-nucleotide messenger RNA. Its product is annotated as stromal cell-derived factor 2-like. The transcript is spliced from 6 exons. The record is from RefSeq and is a predicted model, not a curated record. NCBI's taxonomy places the organism in Eukaryota, Metazoa, Mollusca, Gastropoda, Architaenioglossa, Ampullariidae. The coding region runs from base 62 to 733 and encodes 223 amino acids.
AGUUAUAAACUCUUCACCAAAGAAACAACAAAAAUUCUUGUCUUAAACAUUACGUGUAAGCAUGGCGAUGUGUUUGAAGGAUUUGAUUAACUGGGUCGUAUCUUUUGCUGUUUUACAAGUUUUUCUGGAAUACGGAGAUGCCUCAGACUUUGAAUAUGAGUUUGUCACCUGUGGAUCAUCACUGAAACUUCUCAACCCCUACAACAAUGUACGCUUGCAUUCUCAUGAUGUCAAAUAUGGUAGUGGCUCAGGCCAACAGUCUGUAACUGGUGUAGAUUCAUCAGAUGAUCAUAACAGUUACUGGCAAAUACGUAGCAAGACUGGCGCCACAUGUGCACGGGGGAGUCCAGUCAAGUGUGGUCAGACUAUUCGGCUGAUGCACUUAGCAACAAAACGCAACCUCCAUAGUCACCAUUUCUCUUCACCACUAUCACAUAAUUUGGAAGUUUCAGCCUUUGGUGAGGAUGGUGAAGGAGAUGAAGGAGACCAUUGGGUUGUUGUAUGCAGUGGAAAAUAUUGGAGCAGGGAUGAAAGGGUGCGAUUGAAACAUGUGGUAACAGAGCACUACUUGCAUAUUACUGGAAAUUCAUAUGGUCGUCCCAUUCAUGGGCAGAGAGAAGUCAGUGGUUAUCCAUCUCCAUCAGAGAUGAACUAUUGGCAGGCUGCUGAGGGCAUCUAUAUCACACCAUCUGACAAGAAAGGGUCAUUACAAAAAGACCAUGAUGAACUUUAGUGAUUUGCAUUUCCAUAUGUAGAAAUACUGUUUUUCUUCACCUGGGAGAGUUUCUGUUAUUUUCUUGACUUUUCAGUGAAGUGUUAGACAUGUAAGUUCCAACAUUUUCUGUCAAAACUGGAAUUUUUUUUGUUGUUGUUGGAGUUGUUUAACUCUUGAUUGGCAGAAAUGUUUCCACCAUCUUUUAUUGAUUAUAGUGUGAUUGAAAAAAAUGCAUCAGUGUUAAAAACUGCCAUUUGUAAACCUACAGACCACUUUUACAUGGGAUGACAGGGUGGAUAUGUGAGAACAAACCAAAAGAAUUUCUAGGAUUCAUUCCCUGCUUCAUUUAAAAGAAGGGACUGUGUAAAAAUAUAUUGUAAAGCUGUAAAUCACUUAAGAUGGUUGAAAAAAAAGUCUGUUCAUUAAAAAUCCUACAAUUGCUCAGAAAACAUUGUUAUAGUUGUAGAUAUUAGGUUGAGUGCUAGACACCGAGGACUAAAUGAGUAAGAAUGGAGACUAAAGUAAAUUUAUUAUCCUGUAAUAAAAAGACAGCACUGGAGAAAAAUUCUACCUUUAGGAUAAGAACUAACAGUUCUGAUCUUUCAAGAAUUUUUACAUAAAUUGCAAAAAAAAAAAAAAAGUCUUGAACAGCAC